Messenger RNA from Melanaphis sacchari, 3728 nucleotides. Its product is annotated as fibroblast growth factor receptor homolog 1-like. The record is from RefSeq and is a predicted model, not a curated record. Gene Ontology annotation, biological process: positive regulation of kinase activity; cell surface receptor protein tyrosine kinase signaling pathway; multicellular organism development. The coding region runs from base 440 to 3520 and encodes 1026 amino acids. The transcript has 17 exons. Gene Ontology annotation, cellular component: signaling receptor complex. Lineage: Eukaryota; Metazoa; Arthropoda; Insecta; Hemiptera; Aphididae. Gene Ontology annotation, molecular function: ATP binding; transmembrane receptor protein tyrosine kinase activity.
CCGCCACAGUGUGUUUAUAUUAUUAUCGCCGUGUGCCACACAACAGACACAGUCCACCCGACGACCGUACCGCUCGUGUGUUUCGCAUCAGUGACUUUUCUCGCCCGCGAUUUCCGUAUUAUAAAUAUUUUUUUUGUACUUUUGUCGUUUGAAAAAAAAAAAAUCGAUCGAAAUCGAACAGUGCGUGUUCAUCAAUCGUUUUGUCUCGAUACAAAUUAUUUUAUACAUUGAAAAAUCGCGUAUUUAACUCACUUGCAUAAAAUAUACGUAUUAUAUCGCACCGGUCUAAUAAUAUACGCGUUUCGACCAUGGAUUUCGUCGAGUCCCGCGAAUUCAUCUGACGACCGGCGUUUUAUUUUCUACCACACAUACACGCGCGUUAUUAUAUACAUAAUAACAAACUAGAUCACAUUUCAUCAGCUCGCCAAAUAUUUGAAAAAUGAUUAAUCAUCGAAUUCCAUCGAAAAUAUUACCAACGGUAGUUGUGGCAAUUGUCUUCCUAGUCGAAGGAUUAUGCCUGCCAGCCCAUUCGAAAAAUGUAUUAUUAGAAGACGAAGUAAGUACUGUUCCGGCUGUAGAAGGUGAUCGUUUAAACAUAAAAUGCGAUUAUUCAGAAGCCAUCAAGAUCUCUAAGGUGCAAUGGACAAAAGAGUCAGACGACGAAACUCCGUUUGACUCACCAAGCAUAUUGUCAAAAAAAUUACAAUGGUUGCGUUUCAAGAACGUAAAACACUCUGAUCAUGGACGAUAUUCUUGCUUGAUCAGUGGUUUUACCGAGAACGGAAUGUUUUCUAAAUGGCGUAAUUUUACGUUGAUAACGUACAAAAGAUCGGAAACAACCGGUAAUGGAAAAACGCUGAAAAUGACAGCGCCUCUGAGCCUUUCACAUCGAAAGGACGGAGUCAAGCCGAAAUUUAUCAACAGACUUUUCAUGGAUAACAACGUCGCGUUAUUAGUAGACGACAUUUUAACAUUAAGUUGUCCCUUUGAAAGUACAUCUGAUGUAGUUUUUUCUUGGUAUAAAAAUGAAUUGUUACUCAUUGAAGGAGGUGCAGACGUUAAUAAUUACACACUGAGUCAAGUAAAAUUGUCAGAUGCGGGAAAUUACACUUGUAUAGUGAAAAAUGAUUUCGGUUCUAUCCAACACAGAUUCAAUGUGGAUGUUUAUGAAGACCAAAAUAAACUACCUCUUUUAGUCGAAUAUCCGCACAAUUUGACCUUAAAGCCAGGUGAUACAGCACGGUUUUCUUGUAAGACUUUUGAUCAACUUAAUACAAAAAUCGACUGGUAUUUUUUAAAUAGUACAAAUCCACGAGACAUAGAGACCGAGGACCUUUUAUUAUUUAAAAAGAUGGCCAACAAUCAAAACGUUAAAUUGUUAAAUGGUGUAUUGGUACUUGAAGGCGUUACAAUCGAUGAUGUCGGUUGGUAUGUUUGUUACACAAACGGAUCAAAAACGCGUGUAAUGACUGGUGCUAAAUUGGAUGUAGACAAAAGUUUGGUCAAUGAUGCAAAUGACCAAGACUUUGGAAUCGAAGUAGAAGAUGGAGAAAUUAUCGACAAUUCAAGAAAAAUUGGAUUUUUCAAUGCCACAGAAAAUUCUACUGCUCCUAAAUUCACGAAACUUGAUAGCAUGCACAGAGUGAUCGCAAAACCCGCCGGAAAUAUGUUAAAGUUAAAAUGUGUGGCUGAAGGUAAUCCUUUACCGAACGUAACAUGGUACAAAGACGGCGUCACGCCACCUCAACGCCAACUGGGUAUAGCUAGGUAUACACAAUGGGCCAUCAUACUGGAAGAUUUGGUAACGACAGAUUCCGGUAAUUACACGUGCAAAGUGAGCAACGAGAAUGGAUGCAUAGAUUUCACUUAUAAGGUCGAAAUAAUAGAACGAUUUCCGCAUAAGCCCUACAUUAAAGAAGGGCAGCCUCAUAACGUCACCACACUGGUACACACCAAUGUAUCGUUUGAAUGUACUCCGUUAGCCGAUCUCGAACCGUAUAUGCGAUGGUUCUAUCAUAACGCCAGUGUCGGGAACGUCAACGAAACAAAUCUUGAAAACGGCAAUGUCAUACAGAACGGCGCUCCCAGCGAAGGCAACCCGGAAUUGUUGCAACUGUCUAACGUAACGCAUUUGGACGAAGGAUGGUAUACGUGUGUGGCCGGUAAUAGUUUGGGUAUGAGCUAUGCCAGUGCCUAUUUAAAAGUAGUUGACGAAUUGGAAGAUCCGAUAAAAAUCAAAGCUUUUCAAUUACAAACGUACCAAUUAGCUGCUCUAGGCAUUAGUUUCGUACUAGUCAUUUUCGUGUGCAUUAUAAUGCUAGUGUGCAGUCAGAGGAAGAGGGAGAAGUUGAAGGAGCUGGUGGCCAGAGAAUCGGCUAGGAACGCAAUGAUCACUCAAUGGACCAAGAAAAUAAUCAUCGAAAAACAACAAAUGGCCGAUGCCAGUGAACCAUUGUUGAUGCCCGUAGUUAAAAUUGAAAAACAAAAAAGUAAAUACACAAAAUUAGACCAGGUGUGCAUGUCCGAAUACGAGUUGCCUCUCGAUCCUUGUUGGGAAUUUUCGAGAGAGAAUCUAUCAUUAGGUAAAACUCUUGGCGAAGGUGCAUUCGGUAAAGUUUUACGUGGCGAAGCCGAUGGCAUUUUGUGCGAAAAUGUAAUAAGUACGGUGGCGGUAAAAAUGUUAAAAGACGGACACACUGAUACCGAAAUGAUGGAUUUAGUAUCGGAAAUGGAGAUGAUGAAGAUGAUCGGUAAACAUGUGAACAUCAUAAACUUAUUGGGAUGUUGCACACAAGACGGACCUUUGUAUGUGUUAGUGGAAUUCGCAUUACACGGUAAUCUCAGAGAUUUCUUAAGACAGCAUAGGCCAUCUUCAGGUUAUGAACCGGCUAUAGGAUCAAACCUCAAAGAUACCUUAACGCAAAAGGAUUUAGUUUCGUUUGCAUAUCAAGUUGCCAGAGGAAUGGAGUAUUUGGCGUCUAGGAAGUGUAUUCACAGAGAUUUGGCAGCAAGAAAUGUCUUAGUAAGUGAAGACUUUGUAAUGAAAAUUGCAGACUUUGGUUUAGCUAGAGAUAUUCAAAAUCAAGAAUAUUAUAGAAAAACUACCGAUGGAAGACUCCCGGUGAAAUGGAUGGCACCGGAAGCUCUUUUCCAUAGAGUGUACACAAACCAGUCGGAUGUAUGGUCUUACGGAGUUUUGUUGUGGGAAAUAAUGACAUUGGGAGGUACGCCUUAUCCUUCGGUACCCAACAUGGAACAGUUGUUUAAUCUUCUACAGAGCGGACAUCGUAUGGAAAAACCGUCUUGCUGUUCUCUGGAAAUAUACAUGAUUAUGCGAGACUGUUGGAGUUACCAUCCGAACGAGAGGCCCAUGUUCGAUGAGCUGGUGGAGAGUCUCGAUCAGAUACUGUCGGUGACGGCCAACCAGGAGUACGUGGACUUCGGGCUUCCGCAGCUAGACACACCGCCUACCAGUCAAGAAUCGUUCGAUGGAAACGACCUAGUCAAUUUCGCCGUGUGAUUUCACGUUUAUUUCCCCGUACGUCCGGCGGACGACGGUUUCCUUUAGCUCAGAACGAGAGCCGCAUCAGUAUUUUCUAUAACUUCUGUGUUGUAUUAUAUGUUAUGACUAAUAUGACGUGAGAUUCGUGGAUUUUCACACAUUUUUAUUGCAAGAUGUUUAUGACGAAUACCUACAUAUACAACAUUAUUUAUGAUUAGGUACUAUA